CAGCAGUCAAAUUUCAAGUGUAUCUGGAAUAUUGCCUUCCAUUUUGUGCCGGUUUUAAUGAUAUAGGUUGUCAUAUGUUAUAACGACUCAGCUGCUACGAAUUUUGUUCGGUUUGGUGGAAUUAUUGGUUUCAGAAUGAUUCCCUUAACCCUAAUUGUGACAGGGUAUAGUUUUUGUUGUUCUAAAUACUGUGAUUUUCUCAUCAUUUUCUUAAAUGAAUGAAGUUUUAGUGUAAAUGUUAUCGUGACAUAGUACAUUUACCUAUAAAAACUAAUAUUGAAUGGAUGUAAGACGAAAUUCAUCACAGUAAGUGGUUUAAUUCCUGACCCAACCUUAGGUAUAGCCUGUUCCUGUUCAGCAGCCCACAGGAAGAAUUUAUAUGUGGUGAUUUGGUGAUUCUGCUUUUGGUUGACCUGUUUAUUCUGCAAUACCUGACCAUGUAACACUUCGUCUUUGUCUGGUAAAUUCAAGUGGAAAGUCUGCAAUUCUAAGAAUUCUGAACCUUAGACAUUGAAGUGACAUUCAACAAAGUCAUUUCGAGAUUACAAGAUGGCAUCUACUGUGUCUGAGAAUGGUGAUACUAGAGAAGAAUUGGCUCAAUCAACAGAGAACAGUGGGCUUAAAGUGAAUGGAGAAGUUAACGGCUCCUAUGAGGAACCAAUGGAGGUGGAUGAUGAUUGCCCUGUCAAGUCUGUUAAAAAAGUAAAUUCUAGUGAUAUUAACUGUAUUAGUGAAACAGCGGAAUCGGAUAGUCAUAGUGAAUCAGACUUAAAUCAACAAAAAAAUUCGGUUAGUGAAGACAGUAUAGCGGAAAUUAACACAGAAGUUGAAAGUGAAGUGCCUGAAGUUGAUGAAGCAACAUCAAGUAAUGGUUAUGGUGAACAACAUGAAGAAAGUAAAAAUGAAGAAGAGGAAGAAGAAAAUACUUUAGAGGAGAAACUGGAAGGAAGUGAUGAUAGAAACAUGGAAAAUUCAGAAGGUAAUGUUGAAGAUGAGGAUGUAAUGUUAAUGGAAGAAGAUGAACCUCAAGAUCCUCUAGCAGCUGACACAAACUCAGUGGAAGAGGCUGAUGAAGUUAAUAUUAAAGAUACUGUAAUGGAAUCUUCUGAUAAUGAACACAUAGAUAGUGAAGAAAAUGAUCCUUUUGCCGCAGAAAAUGAUCAAAGUGAAAGUUUAGAAAAUAAUGAAAAUUAUAAUAAUGAAGAUGAGAAGACAGAAGAUUUAUCCAAAAAACACGAUAAUAACGAAAAAAAUAAAAAUUCUGAAGAAGAGUCAAAGAAAAUGAAUACUGAGGAAUCUCCAGAAACUGAAGAAAAUUCGGAGAAAAUUGAGACUGAGAAAGUAGAAGAAGAUAAGGAAGAUGAUAAGAAUGAAGAUUCAUUUGAUAAAUCCAAGUCUGAAGAGGAUAGUGAAAAAACACCAGAGAAAGGAAAGAAAAAGAAAAUACAGCAACAACCAAUAAAUAUCACUCCAAGACGGAGUUCCCGCAACGUUAAUAAACCUAAAACUUAUAUUAAUGAGCCAGAUAUUAAAGGUAACUCAAUUCCAGCAAAAAAGGCAUCCUCAGAUGAUCCAGAUAUAGAAGAAAUUGUGCCACAAGAUCCCUUGGCAAUGGAUUCUCCUGUUUCUGACAAAAAGAACAAAAAGACUGUUGUUGUUAAUGAUCCUAAAAGAUUAGUAGAGAUUGCAAGUGGUAAUAAGCAAUCACAACCUGGUAAAAAAGAACCAACUCUUGUUAUAAUUGAUACAAACUCAAUACUGUCUGGUAGAGGUCCUGUGCCAGUGUCUCCUUCCCCACCCUUAGCUCAUUCUUCAAAUGUGGCCAGCUCGUCUCGAACUCAAGGCUAUUCUGUUCUGCCAAUGGCACUACCUGCCCAAGGCAUGUAUCCUCAGGCUAUUAGACAUUCACAGAUGAAACCAGUUGUCAUGCCUCAGGGAAAUUUACCAGUAACACCUCCUCCAUCUUCCCAAAAGCCUCCAGUAAUUCUUCCCUCCCUUACAGAUGAUAUGUAUGUUGUAGAAGCUCCUUCGUUUAUAGUUCCAUACGUAUACGAAAAACCACCCAUUAAACCAUUAAAGAAUUUUGUUGAUCAGGUUGAACAAGCCAUUAAAGAAAUAAAGGCUCAGCUGGAAAAAGAAAAAGUAAAAGAAGAAGAUAACAAAAAAGGAGAUGAUAGUAAAACGAAUGAUGAGAGUGACAAAAAAGGAGAAGAUAAAGAUGAAAAGGACGAAAAUGUUGAUAAAGAAGCUAGUAAAGAGGAAAAAGAAGUUAAAGAAGACAAAGAAGAAAAAAUGGAAGUGGAUUCUGAGGAGACAAAGACUUCCAAAGAUGGUGAAGGAUCUGUAUCAACAGACGAUAAAGAAACCAAAGAUUCAGAAAAAACUACUGAAGCCAAGAGUGCUGAAAGCAAAACAGAUUGUGAAAAAUUAGGUGAAGAUGUGAAAUCCGAAGAAGGAGAGAAAACAAAGAAACAGAGUAACUCAUACUUUGAUAAUCCUCUAGGUAAAUUCUUUAUCCAAAUAGGUGUAAACUUGGUACAAGAGCAUGUACAGACAGAUUUGUUGAGGUCUCAGAAAAGGAAAAAAGAGAGGGAAGGCUCAAAGUGUACACCGGAAGUGCAGCAAGCCAUGAACUCUUUAAUACGAAGUUUAGAAUUUAGUAAAGAGACAAAUGAACCUUUUAAAUUAGAACUGAAAAAGUGUGAAUUUUGCAGUUUUAAGACAGAAUCUGCAUUAGUAAUGGCUCACCAUUUGGAGACCCCACACAUGCGUAACUACGUUUAUAGGUGUAAUUUCUGUCCGUUGGAAGUAAGGAGUCCUCAUGACAUCUUAUACCACAUGGAGGCGGAACACAAUGUGAGGGGACGGCUCGAGAGAGCACCUGCAUUCCAUCAGUGUCCUAGCUGUCCUUUUGAAGACAACCAGAAGGGUAAACUGAGCAGGCAUCUACUCUCAUGUGCCAAAAAGUAUCGACCAGAAAGAAACCAGGAGCCACCAUUAGACUUUGAGCCUCCUGCUAAGAUUCCACGGGUGUCUCGUAACCGACCCACCAUGUCGCCGGGCACGCCCGUGUACCAGGCAGCAAUGUCAGGACUGAAGCAGGGACCGGGUCAUCCUCUCUUACCCAAGCUCGUACCAGCCCCGACCCCUCCAGGUCUCAUCCGAGGACGUGGUCGGCCGCAGAUGAUCAACAGGUAUUUGGGCGACAUGCGCUCACCAGCCCUUGCUGCUCAGCAGAAGGCUAUGGCUGCUCAAAUGCGACCAGGAAUGAUUUACCGGCCAUCUGGAUCUAAUGCUCAGCCGCAGGUGUUGCUGCCUGCGUCGUACCAGCUUGCAGGCACUCAGCUGUAUCAGGAUCAAAUGUCCCUUUAUCAGCAAAUGGUGAGCAACCACAGUCGCGGACUGGGCUCAGCUCCAUCUCUCGUUCUACCUGCACAGAAUGCGGCUGCAGUGGCCAGCAAGGCAGCAGCAGCGGCGGCGGCGGCGUCAGUGCCUGCAGUGGGAGCGACGACAGCCAAGCUGUUACAGCAGCCCAGCAUCUCCAUUACUCCUCUGCCUCGCCAGGCACCCCCACCUCCAGCCCCCUCACAUCCAUCUCCCCCUACCAACAAACCUGGCCGCCCUGCUGGUGGGAGCAAGGCCACCUUCGUCAUCUGUGAGAUCUGCGACGGCUACAUCAAGGAUCUGGAACAGCUGCGGAACCACAUGCAGUGGAUACACAAGGUGAAGAUCCAUCCCAAGAUGAUCUACAACCGGCCACCACUCAAUUGUCAGAAGUGCCAGUUCCGUUUCUUCACAGACCAGGGCCUUGAGCGCCAUCUGCUGGGCAGCCAUGGCUUGGUCACCAGUAGCAUGCAGGAGGCCGCCAACAAGGGCAAGGAUGGUGGCCGUUGUCCUGUCUGUGGCAGGGUGUAUCAAUGGAAGCUUCUUAACCACGUAGCUCGUGACCACAAUAUGUCUCUCAAGCCAGCUCACCUCUCGUACAAGUGCACUGUCUGUACGGCUACCUUCGGCAUGUACAAGCAGUUUGAGAACCAUGUGUACUCAGCCCAUAGUGUGGUUGCGAAGCGGGUCAUGGACAAGAAACCCUCCACCAGUGCUCAGCCCUCUACUAGUUCUCAGGGGGAUAUGCUAAAACCCUUAAAAAUAAAUGACGAGAUUACGAUCAUACCUCAGCCAGCAAGGACCAAGACAAAACCAACUGGCUCUAAUCGAAAUCCACAGAAAAAGGUGUAAUCCUGCUUGCCUGAUGCUACACCUUGGCGUAUCGUCCGCUGUAGUUAAUUAUUACUGUAUAAGUCACUUUUUUCUUUAUUUAGAGAAGUUUUUAUAUAAUUUUGUUUUUCAAGUGUAAAAUUUUCGUAUACCGUCAUUUGUAAAUAGUAUAUUUUAGAGGAGUGAAUCAAUGUUGGUGCGGAUACUCGAGAAAAUAUUGUGUAUGUCUUUUAAACAGACUGUGGUUGCAAGUCUGGUGUACAAAGCUGCUGUAUAAAUAUUCACAUAUUUGUAAUUUUGUAACAGGGGGAUUUCUGUGGUCAAUAUAAGAAUGUACACAAUUUACUCAGUUUUAUGACGUCUCUCAAGACGAUUGCUCUGCUUACUUUCUCCAGACUCGUCUAUAAAUUAAUUGUUUGACUUAAGUUUUGUAAAUAAGUUUUGUAAUCUUGUGGGUUAUUAUAAUAUUUUAUUGAUAUAUUAUACACAACAUCGUUGUCGUCAUCUUGAGUUGGAGAGCUAUGGAGAGGGGACUGUCAGUCCCGUGAAAUUCCCCUUGUGUAUUAUUUAUUCUAAGAUAUUACCCAGAGAAAUUCCAAAGUGUGUGAAAUGUGACGUUGUCAGGACAGCAACAUCGUAAACAAGGUUUAUUAUUACAUUAACUAUGUUCCAUGAAUAAAUAUUUUAUUCCAUUACA
Messenger RNA from Homalodisca vitripennis (glassy-winged sharpshooter), 4912 nucleotides. RefSeq names its product MOG interacting and ectopic P-granules protein 1 (gene MEP-1). Gene Ontology annotation, cellular component: nucleus. Gene Ontology annotation, biological process: regulation of gene expression. The coding region runs from base 550 to 4236 and encodes 1228 amino acids. The transcript is spliced from 13 exons. Lineage: Eukaryota; Metazoa; Arthropoda; Insecta; Hemiptera; Cicadellidae. The record is from RefSeq and is a predicted model, not a curated record.